Symbiodinium necroappetens is the source of this 1325-nucleotide messenger RNA. The record is from the annotation of a GenBank genome assembly. NCBI's taxonomy places the organism in Eukaryota, Dinophyceae, Suessiales, Symbiodiniaceae.
GCUAUUCUCGCAUAGUGCGGGCCACGGACUCAGCAGUGGUCAUCGGGGACUUGCAUGGACAGCUCUUCAACUUGAUCGCGUUCCUCCGUGUUAUCAAGGAACAGGUGACCGCGAAGGCGGACCACAAGGUGCUUCCCGAAUCCAAGCUCUUGAUCUGCGACCCGAAGUUUCAAUAUGUCUUCAUGGGGGACUACGUGGAUCGAGGUGAACGAAGUGUGGAGCUCGCCACGCUCCUCUUCUCCUACAAGGCUCUCUGCCCCGAUGGCAUAAUCCUGCUUCAAGGCAACCACGAGAGCCAGAGUGCGAAUUCCAGGUACGGUUUCGACAAGGAGGUUGUGCACAAGCUAAGAUCUGAGAGCUUAUACAAUGACUUCAACAAGGCCUUCGCGAAGCUACCCUUCGUGGCCGUUGCCAAAGAGCUCUUCAUGGCAACUCACGGGGGGCUCUCCCAAGCUUUCGUUAACCAGUGCUCCGGGGCACAAGCUGACUUCCAGCGGUGUUUGUCUUACGACAUUGGGUCGGGAAUGGUUUGGGCAGAUCCACACAGAGGAAAUGGAUGGAUUGUUUCCCCGAGGGGUGGGGACAUCAAGCAGCACGGGAAGGAUAUCACCAAACAGUUCCUGGAGGGUAACGGACAUGAGCAAGUGGACAAGGGGAUUGACACCCUGAAGAUUCAGGGCGGCUUCGUGGUGAACACCAUCUUCUCUUCAGCCGACUAUGUGGGGAUCUUUUGCAUCAACGAGAGAAGCAACCAACCUCUGCGACUUCCGAGGUGGGAUCCGUCGAUGUUCAGGGGGGGUGGGGACAAGAACAAAGGAGGAAUCAUGUUCGUCGACCUGAAGCAGCAGUCCUUCCAGCCCCACACUCUUACCGCAGAGACUGCUCGGCAGCUAGCAAGGGACUUCACCGGAGCAGGCUGUACCUUCUUCGGCAUCUCUCUGCUUCAGGAGGACGGCUAUGACCCUCAGACAGCCGAGCAAGUCGAGCUUCCCAUCCAUUGCCGCGGCGGUAAUCAUCUGAGCCCAGACGAGGCAGAUCACCACGAGAACUACGUUCGCUCGACCUUGGCCGCAUCCGAUGACAUGAGCUUCGAGGCUCGGAAGAUCAUCGAUCUGGCUGGGGAAGCAGUAGUUUGCGAGAAUGUGACCGACGCCACCAAGGACAACUGCAAGGCCAUGGCCAGGGAUAUGAUCACGCUGAAGGUGGGAGUUUCAGAAACUUCAAGGGGCCCCAAGACGGACCCUCCACUGCCAGAUUACAUGGCAGUAUGGCUUGUUUUGAGGAUCCCUACACAAGGUACCCCCCAAGUUUGUGCAACUUCCUGA